Linnemannia hyalina is the source of this 2157-nucleotide messenger RNA. The record is from the annotation of a GenBank genome assembly. Lineage: Eukaryota; Fungi; Mortierellomycota; Mortierellomycetes; Mortierellales; Mortierellaceae.
AUGCUGUCACUAAAGUCAUUGGUCUUGGCAGUCGUGCUGUUGACCUUCAACACCCUGUUGCACACCGAUGCUGCGCCUACAAGAAAGUUAGAGAAGAGACUUAUGUUACCUCUGGCACCAGUUGCCAGCUCAAUCAACGGUGUCAGUAUCCUUCUCGAGAACGACGUCGACUCAUCCAAAGUCAAAUUCUCCUUUCUUCUCCUGUCCCAGCCUAGAGGAUACUACGAUGGCAUGGACUCUUGUCUCUCCUUGGGUGAUGGGGGGUAUACCUUCAUUCCAGGAACAGCAGGUGCAACUAGUUUGAUCUCCUUACUCAACAACAACUCUGUCGCUCAGCAAGAGGUCUCUAGUUACUCUCAGUUCUGGGUCUACAGUGGCGUUCCCGGAAUUCUUUCCAACUGCCUCGCCGUCAAUAAGAUCACCAAGAAGACCGACUGGAUCCCCUGCAGCACACAACUCCCCACAGUCUGCUUCAACAGCGUCCUGCGGCGUGUCCUCCUCUUCCAAGAUACUAGUCGCCAAAUCAAACUUGACACACCUAUCGGACAACUCCAGGGCUGGCGCGACAUGAACGCAUUCCGGUUCUUGGGUAUCCCCUACGCUGAGGCUCCUACUGGUGCACGUCGCUUCGCAGCACCUGUUGCUAAGGCACCUUUUACCACCACCCGAGACACGACCGAGUAUGGACAUAUCUGUCCACAGACACCCAAGUCGAAGGGGAUCGAGUCGAGUAUUCUUGCGUGGCUUGAGAACUCGGCGACGGAAGAUGAGGAUUGUUUGAAUCUGAAUGUGUAUACCCCGAGUUUGAAGGGUCAAGGGUUUGCGCCUCUGCCUGUCAUGUUCUACAUCCACGGAGGUGGAUUCGCCAACUACUCGGGAUCGAUCAUCUUGUUUGAACCUGGCAAUGUAGUCUCGCGUGGAGGAGUAGUCGUCGUAACCAUCAAUUACCGCCUCGGUCUUUUUGGCUGGUUCGAAGACACAAACUCAUGGUCCCGAUCUAAUGUCCCCGGCAACCAAGGCUUCCGCGACAUGAUCCUCGCCCUCCAAUGGGUCAAAAAGAACAUUGCUUCUUUCGGAGGUGACCCAAACCGCGUCACCGUCUUUGGCGAGUCUGCAGGCGCCACCAGCAUCCGAGCCCUCCUCUCUGCCCCUUCCACGUUCGACCUCUACCAGAGUGUCAUUGGCGAGAGCGACCCCAUCAACAUCCCUUACCAUACCCCGCAGUCUGCCGCCAGGCUGACCAACUACCUCAUGGUUGCCUUGGGCUGCAACCCUGGUGACCUGGCCUGUGCGCGUGCCAAAUCUGCGAACGAUAUCCUGGAAGCCAGCUUGACGGCUGAUCAAUUGCAACUCAACGACGAUACUUGGACGACCUUUGGGCUUGUCGAACGACCCACCACCGAUGGCGAUCUUAUCCCAGCCGACUUUUCGGCACUUGUCAAGGCAGGAACAUACAACACAAAGGCCAACAUCAUAUGGGGUACCACCAAGGACGAAGCGGGUCUCUAUGUUUCGCUCUACUUCCCCAACCCGGUCCCGAUCGCCAAUGCCUCUGAUGCUCUUGGGUUGGUCUUUGACAAAAACCGGACUGCUACAGUUAUGGGUUCUCCUUAUUUCGCAUUGCCCCCUGUCAACACCGACGCCGUGCGCGAUGCGUUCACACACUUUGGUACCGACUACUAUUGGCUCUGUCCACUCCAGUACCUCAGUCGUCAGAUGGCGGCUCACAAACCGACCUACAACUUCCGCUUCUCCCGUGGUCGUGAUACUCCUCUUGUUGGUGACAAUUACUGCUCCUCCUCUACUGGUCGUGUCUGCCACUCCGCAGACGUGCAACCCGUCUUUGCUAGCGGGGUCUCAGUUCCUGGAUACAGCCAAUCCGGCGAUGAUGCCCGCUUCGCACGCCAGGUGGUCGAUCGAUUAACAACAUUCGCCAAGACCGGAAACCCGAACCCUCAGCCUGGACUUGUUGGUGUCGAGAACCAGAACCCAGAUGCGAUAAGCGUGCAAUGGUUACCUUACAGUGCAACGAACCCAGUGUUAGAUCUGAACGUGCAGAGCAAGAUGGUGACUAAUCUGGAGGCGGAUGAGUGUCAAUGGAUGGAUGACGUCUUCCUGUACGACUUUUGGAUCCGUAUUCCUGAUAAUCCUAAGUAA